AUGGGUGAUAUAGAGCAGAUGAAGCAGGAAGCUGAGCAGCUGAAGAAGCAGAUUGAGGAAGCUCGAAAAGCUUGUGCUGAUACUACACUUGCUCAGCUUGUUGCUGACAUGGAAGUGGUUGGGCGUAUACAGCUGCGGACACGGAGAACUCUGCGUGGACAUCUGGCCAAGAUCUAUGCUUGUCACUGGUCUACAGAUUCCAAACUUCUGGUCAGUGCUUCACAAGAUGGAAAACUCAUUGUAUGGGAUACUUAUACAACCAACAAGGUUCAUGCUAUCCCUCUCAAGUCUUCUUGGGUCAUGACUUGUGCCUAUGCUCCAUCAGGGAAUUAUGUGGCCUGUGGAGGUCUUGAUAAUAUGUGCUCCAUCUAUAACCUCAAGAGUCGUGAAGGAAGCGUUAAAGUGAACAGGGAGCUCGCAGCUCAUUCAGGUUACCUCUCCUGCUGCCGAUUCCUGGAUGACAAUAAUAUUGUAACUAGCUCUGGGGACACCACUUGCAUGCUGUGGGAUGUUGAGACAGGGCAGGAGAAGACCACAUUCAUAGGACACACUGGGGACUGCAUGAGCCUAGCAGUCUCUCCGGACUUCAAGCUUUUCAUUUCAGGAGCCUGUGAUGCCAGUGCCAAGCUGUGGGACAUCCGAGAAGCCGCUUGCCGCCAGACAUUUACAGGCCAUGAAUCAGAUAUCAAUGCCAUUUCAUUCUUCCCCAGUGGGGACGCCAUUUGCACUGGUUCAGAUGAUGCCUCCUGUCGCCUCUUUGACCUUCGGGCAGACCAAGAGCUCAUCAACUUUGCUCACGAGACCAUUAUGUGUGGAAUUACCUCAAUCGCUUUCUCCCGUAGUGGGCGCCUCCUCCUGGCCGGAUAUGAUGAUUUUAAUUGCAAUAUCUGGGAUAGUCUGAAAGCAGAGCGUGUGGGCCUUCUGUCUGGACAUGAUAAUAGGGUGAGCUGUUUGGGAGUAACUGCAGAUGGCAUGGCUGCCGCAACUGGCUCUUGGGACAGUUUCCUGAAAAUUUGGAACUGAAGAUACUGUGUGAAAAGAAGAGUGAAUUUGGAGAGGCUUUUUCAGAUGUACCUUUGAGUACCACAGCUGACAUUUUUA
Messenger RNA from Thamnophis elegans (Western terrestrial garter snake), 1101 nucleotides. RefSeq names its product G protein subunit beta 3 (gene GNB3). NCBI's taxonomy places the organism in Eukaryota, Metazoa, Chordata, Lepidosauria, Squamata, Natricidae. The transcript is spliced from 9 exons. Bases 1 to 1023 code for a protein of 340 amino acids. Gene Ontology annotation, biological process: G protein-coupled receptor signaling pathway. Gene Ontology annotation, cellular component: cytoplasm; heterotrimeric G-protein complex. The record is from RefSeq and is a predicted model, not a curated record. Gene Ontology annotation, molecular function: signaling receptor complex adaptor activity; protein binding.